Papaver somniferum (opium poppy) is the source of this 2003-nucleotide messenger RNA. RefSeq lists its product as uncharacterized. Lineage: Eukaryota; Viridiplantae; Streptophyta; Magnoliopsida; Ranunculales; Papaveraceae. The transcript has 2 exons. The record is from RefSeq and is a predicted model, not a curated record. Bases 815 to 1663 code for a protein of 282 amino acids.
GUCGACUCACAGUUCUGCAACAUCUUUUCCCCUUUCUCUGCUAAACUAGACCCUUUUAGUUUCGUUCAUCCUGACGGAGGUUCUCUGAGCUUAGGAGGAUUGUGAUUCUUAUUCUAGUCUUCUUUCAAAACCGAAUAUCAGGCAGCCUCGAUAAUUAUCCGAACAGAGUCCACCAAUGGAGGUUUUCACCAGUUAUGAUGUGUCGCCGCACUUUUAUCAUGGUACAUCAUGGAACACAAGCACAGGGGUACUUAUUAACACCGACUGUCAUAUUGUUUAUAAUUCUCCUCUCGAUAUCAUUCCGACUCAGCUCAGUAGUUUUUUACCCAAUGAGAUAUUGAUAGACAUCUUAAGCAGACUUCCAGUGAAGCCACUCAUGCAGUUUAAGUCAGUAUGCAAACAUUGGUUAUCUUUGAUUAAACAUAAUACAAACUUGAUUGAUUUACAUUUUAUUCGUUCAAAAUCAUGUCCGAAUCUUCUCUACAUCAACCCAUUGCCAGAAAAGGGCGUCCUUCACACUUGCUUAGACGUUAGCUUCUCAGCAAGCAAAACAUUACAGUAAAGCAUUUCAUGUGCACAGAUAGUUGAAGGCAGUGGUGGUGAGGAAGAUGCCAUUAUUAAUAAGUUUAGGAUAACUGAUGAUGAGUGGUUUCUUUAUAAUCAAGUCUUGGAACCAGUAAAUGGUUUGGUCUGUUUCAUAGAUUUGAAGGCAUAUGCUAUUAAGGUAUACAAUGCAAGUACACGAGAAGAAACACCAUGGGUCAACUCAACGUUAGUAGCAGAAGAAAAUGCCAAACUUGCAAACAAAGACAGCAUGAUGAAGAUAAAAAGUCUUUGUAGUCCAAUUUAUCGAUUUGGGUUUGAUCCAGAGAAAAAACAACACAAAGUAUUCUGCUUUUGGAGACUAGUUGCAAGACGCGAAAAUCAUCGUUACAAUUCCAAGCAACGCCCUGAUUAUGAAAGUUGGGAGGCCUUGACCGUGGGCCAUGAUGCUAAAUGGCGAAGGAUCAAUGCGGUUCCUAAUGAGAACAACCGAAUAAAAAUUCAACAGGCACUCCCUCCAGCUAAUAGUAGUAUGCCAAAUGUGUAUGCAGAUGGUACCAUUUACUGGAGUAACAAAGAAGAUUUUUGGGAUGUAUUCAGUGACUCUAAUCCCGAUGAUCCCGACGUUAUAGUUGCAUUUGAUGUUGGAAGUGAAAAAUAUAGAGUUAUCCCAAGUCCUAAUUUUAUCCUCAAUGAGCCUCGUGAUGAAACCUUUAGGAAGCCUUUCGGUAUGCUAGCAUUGGGUAGACAUGUAGCUCUAGUAUACCGUAUUAAACCCUACGUUGUUAAGUUAUGGAUGUUAGAUGAUGGAGCCGCCAAAAAACUGGAAAAUUGUCGAGGAAACAAAAGUAACUGGAUUGCUGAGACUAUAACUCUACCAUUUUGUUGUGAUGACGGGUUUGGCUGUUUUGGAAUUGCUGGAAGUACAGACAAUAUAAUAUUUGAAAGCCCGGGAUUCAAAGAUUCUGCAAGUGUCGUCGAUUUGUAUUCUUAUGAUCGCAAGGAAAUGACUUGCAAGAAGAUUGAGAUGGAUGGAGUUUCCUCGUUUACCAAACAUUCCGAGAGGUCCAUACUUACAACAUUCACGGAAAGCCUUUUUCCUGUUCUGGACAAAAGUUAGCUGACAUCUUCUGAAGAGUUUCUCUACAUACUGCAUGCCAUGUGGGUGCCUAACUUUGUGAUCUUAUUAGUUAAAACUCUUCCAUUUUCAGGAUCCAUUUUUAGGAAAUACCCAAUCAGUCAGUUGAGUAUUAUGAAACACAAGAUGAAGUUAAAACUAUGGGCAGUCGUAAGUCGAGCCACCUGACUGGCCAUUAUAUGAUAUUAUGACUUUCUUUUGGUUAAUGUUCUUUUUCAUUUAUUUGGUUAUUGUCGAUUUUUUAGACCUGUAGUAUUCAUGGGAUGUAUGACGGUUAUCAAUAAUAAAAUCACUUCCAUGUUUGAUUGGUAUAGAAUUCUUU